Molecule: messenger RNA, 1072 nt
Organism: Fragaria vesca subsp. vesca
Lineage: Eukaryota; Viridiplantae; Streptophyta; Magnoliopsida; Rosales; Rosaceae
Product: MADS-box protein CMB1-like
Exons: 8
Coding region: 81-848 (255 amino acids)
Biological process (GO): positive regulation of transcription by RNA polymerase II
Cellular component (GO): nucleus
Molecular function (GO): RNA polymerase II cis-regulatory region sequence-specific DNA binding; protein dimerization activity; DNA-binding transcription factor activity, RNA polymerase II-specific
Source: RefSeq, a predicted model, not a curated record
AACCAAGACUAGGGGGAGAGGUAGAGAUAACUAGAUAGAUCAGGAAAGGGUGGUUGGUUGGGUUUUAAUUUUUUGGAAAAAUGGGGAGAGGGAGAGUUGAGCUCAAGAGGAUAGAGAAUAAAAUCAACAGGCAGGUCACUUUUGCCAAGAGAAGAAAUGGCCUGCUCAAGAAAGCUUAUGAGCUCUCAGUUCUCUGUGAUGCUGAGGUUGCUCUCAUUAUUUUCUCUGGCCGUGGAAAGCUCUAUGAGUUCUGCAGCAGCUUAAGCAUGAUGAAAACACUUGAAAAGUACCAAAGGUGCAGUUAUGGUGCCCUGGAAGCCAACCAACCUGUAAACGAGACUCAGAACAGUUACCAGGAAUAUUUGAGGCUUAAAGCAAGAGUGGAGGUCCUCCAACGAUCUCAGAGAAAUCUUCUUGGAGAAGAUUUGGGCCCACUGAACACGAAGGAGCUUGAGCAGCUUGAGCAUCAACUAGAGUCAUCCCUGAAGCAUAUUAGGUCAACAAAGACUCAGUUUAUGCUGGACGAGCUUUCUGAUCUUCAAAACAGGGAACAGAUGCUUGUUGAAACUAACAAAUCCUUGAGGAGGAAGCUGGAAGAAACUAAUCUGCAAGGUGCUCCACUUCAUCUGGCAUGGGACGGUGGCUAUGGCCAAAACAACAUUCAUGAGCACAAUAGCCGUUUUCCUCCCCAGUCGCAAGGUUUCUUUCAGCAACUGCAAGGAAACAACAACUCCGCAAUGCAAAUGGGAUACACACCAUUGGGUUCAGAUCAUCAUCAUCAUCAGCAGAUGAAUGCAGGAAAUCCAGGCCAAAAUGUGAAUGGAUUCAUUCCUGGGUGGAUGCUUUGACAACUUUUGAUUGUCAAUAAAUAUGUGCAUGGUGAAAUAAGAUAUGGAAACUGUUGCUUCAUCUUCUUCAAGAAUCAAGCCACGCACUUGUUCUAUGCAAUUUAACUGUAAUUAUUAUGCUUGAAACAGUAAUUACGUGGUAGUAACAUCUGUAUUUGCAUGUAUUGAAUUUGUAUCGACAUUUUAAAGAACUUUUUAUGGAUUCGUAGUAUUGUAUGGUUAAA